Molecule: messenger RNA, 1146 nt
Organism: Vanrija pseudolonga
Lineage: Eukaryota; Fungi; Basidiomycota; Tremellomycetes; Trichosporonales; Trichosporonaceae
Gene: hem12
Product: Uroporphyrinogen decarboxylase
Exons: 3
Coding region: 1-1146 (381 amino acids)
Biological process (GO): heme biosynthetic process
Cellular component (GO): cytosol
Molecular function (GO): uroporphyrinogen decarboxylase activity
Source: RefSeq, a predicted model, not a curated record
AUGUCCGCCCCUUACACCGUCCCCAAGCUCGCCAACGAGGCCACCUGGCGCGACGCCAAGUGGCCCGAGAUGAAGAACGUCCUCGCCCUCCGCGCCGCUGCUGGUGAGGAGACGGAGCGCGCCCCCGUGUGGGUCAUGCGCCAGGCCGGCCGCUACCUCCCUGAAUUCCUCGAGGUCCGCAAGCACCACUCGUUCUUCGAGUGCUGCCAGACGCCCUCGAUCGCGGCCGAGCUCACGCUCCAGCCCAUCGACCGCUACCCGCGCCUCGACGCGUCCAUCAUCUUCUGCGACAUCCUCGUCGUGCCCCAGGCGCUCGGCAUGGAGGUGCUCAUGGAGCCCAGCAAGGGCCCCGUGCUCCCCGACCCGCUCGUCACCCCCGCCGACUUGAAGAAGCUCCGCGAGAACGUCGACGUCCAGAAGGAGCUGGGCUACGUCUUCGAGGCCGUCACCCUCACGCGUAAGGGCCUCGACGGCCGCGUCCCCCUCAUCGGCUUCUGCGGCGCCCCCUGGACGCUCAUGGCCUACAUGGUCGAGGGCGGUGGCUCCAAGACGUUUGAGAAGUGCAAGUCGUGGCUGUACAAGUACCCCGAGGAGAGCAAGCAGCUCCUCCGCAUCGUCGCCGACGUCUGUGCCGACCUGCUCGUCGGUCAGGUUCUCGCUGGUGCCCAGAUGCUUCAGGUGUUCGACUCGUGGGCCGGUGAGCUCACCCCCUACCACUUUGAGCAGUUUGCGCUCCCCGCCCUCAUCCACAUCUCCAAGAAGGUGCGCUACUCGCUCAAGCAGCUCGGCCACCCCGAGGUGCCCAUGACGCUGUUCGCCAAGGGUGUGCACUCGCCCUCGUCGCUCGCGCUCCUCCGUCCCGAGACCAUCUUCUACGACACGAUCGGCCUCGACGCCUUCCUCGACCCCGUCGAGGCCAAGCAGCUCCUCGGCGGCAAGUUUGCUCUCCAGGGCAACUUUGACCCCGUCAUCCUGUACGGCGGCAAGGAGGGUAUUGAGAAGGAGGUUGAGCGCGUGAGCAAGCGCUUCCACCAGGCCGGCGGCGGCUGGAUCGCAAACCUCGGCCACGGCAUCACACCCAACGUCAAGCCCGAGGACAUGGGCUGGUUCCUCGAGUGCGUGCACAAGUACUCGGCACGGAAGUAG